AUGGCAGCAUUUGAGACAGUGCCCAUCUACAACAAGCUGGUCUUUGCCCAAGGUGUUUAUACCCGAGCUGGAUCUUUGCACAAAUAUCCAUAUCCCAUCGCCACUGCCUUUCUCCAAUUGGGUGUAGUCUCACUAGUUCUGGCCGUAGUGAACACCGUUGGACACUUCUGCUGCGACCGGAAUCACUCCUGGAUCUUCGGGCCGCAUUUCGCAUACAAACUGAGACACGUGGCCCCUGUGGGUAUUCUAUUUGGGCUGAAGUAUGGCAUCACCAACUGGGGUUUGCAGCUGGUGCCUGUGGGCCGCUUGUGUGACAAGAGAGGAAUGUAG
Messenger RNA from Durusdinium trenchii, 330 nucleotides. The record is from the annotation of a GenBank genome assembly. NCBI's taxonomy places the organism in Eukaryota, Dinophyceae, Suessiales, Symbiodiniaceae.